This is a messenger RNA of Arachis ipaensis, 1869 nucleotides long. The record is from RefSeq and is a predicted model, not a curated record. Lineage: Eukaryota; Viridiplantae; Streptophyta; Magnoliopsida; Fabales; Fabaceae.
AUGAUAACGGUCGCACGUUACACACGUACCACGGAGAAUCGUUUGGGUAGCUUAUUUUGGGCGGAUGGUGAGAUGAUUUCGGAUUAUCAGGUCUUUGGUGAUGUCCUGGCAUUCGACUCCACAUAUCGUUCUAACAAGUACAAGAAGCCAUUGGUGGUUUUCUCUGGUUCAAAUCACCACAAACAAACAUCCAUAUUCGGGUUUGUGCUAUUAGAGGAUGAAGAGGUCCGAACUUAUCGGUGGGUGUUGUUGAACCUGCUGGAUGUUAUGGGACAGAAGAGGCCAUGCGUAGUUGUGACGGAUGGGGACAAGGCAAUGCGUGCUGCCAUUGCGGAGGUGAUGCCGGCCGCAACACAUAGACUAUGCGCUUGGCACCUAGAAAAGAAUUGCGUCCAGAGGGUGAAGGAUCUUGAAUUUCGCAAGGUUUUUAAGAAAGCUCUGUAUGCAAAUUUUGAAGUCGACGACUUUGAGUUGUAUUGGAAGUCUUCGGUUGAGUCGCUCGGCAUAGUUGAUAAUACUUGGGUUCAAAACAUGUACGAAACCAGAGAAAGCUGGGAAUGGCCUACCUACGGGGCACAUUCUGUGCGGGGUUUUCUCAAGUCAACUGAUAGCAUUUUGGAACUCGUACACAGUUUGGACCGGGUUGUAAAGGACUACCGGAAUAAUGAAGUAACUGCCCAAUUCUAUUCCACGUACUAUACUCCGGUGCUAACGACCGGCCUUGAUUCGAUCGAGCUUUUUGCAUCAAAGGUGUAUACACGAGCAAUUUUUAGGGAAGUAAAGAAACAGAUUAAGGGUGUCGCGAGUUUAUUGUUUCGGAGCAGGGACAGCAUUAGCACUACUAGUGUAUACCAAUUUUCGAAGAUGGGAAAACCUAACAAGAUACACAAGGUGUUGUAUGAUCCGAACGAGGAAAAGAUUGAGUGUGAGUGUUCAAUAUGGAACAGUGAGGGAAUUCCAUGUAGUCAUAUAUUCUGUGUCAUGAAGUAUGAGGGGUUGGAAGAAAUCCCGGAGGGUCUUAUUCUGAGCAGGUGGUGCAAGGAUGCAAAGGGCUGGAGUUCGAAACCCCCCCAAGUGACAGAUGGCCCUCAGGGACGCUUGCUCCGAUAUGGUGCCCUCAGUGGUUUGAUGAAUUUGGUUGCCAGACUUGGUUCUGAAGAUCCCGCGGAGUUUGUUGUCGCUAGGGAAGGCAUUGCCAGCCUUGUGGAGGACCUUCAACGAAGAGCAUACCGCCGGGUCGGAAGCCAACUUGGUUUAUCAAUGCCGCCGGCACUGAAGGAUCCACCGGUUUCAAAAACAAAGGGGGCUCCGAGGAAGGGAAAGGAGGUAGAGCCAGAACCGGGCAGCAAGUGUGAGAUACCAACGAAGCGACGACGUUGUACAAGCUGUGGGGUUCAUGGUCAUACGAAGAAGACAUGCACGUGGCAUCGGGCCCAUCGUGGACCUGACACUGAAGGGGGAGCGGUCCCAGGUUGCGCGGAGUGUUCCUCUGGGAUGGGGAGUGCCCCGUCUGCAACUUUGAGAGAUAAAUCUGCUGGAAGAUUCCAGAAUUCGGAGCGCAAUAUUGAUGAGACGGGUGACCUAGGCCACACCGCUUCACUCCAUCGUGAGGGUGCAACACCGGGAGGGGAGUCUCAUGGAAACGAUGUCAGCCGAAUGUCUAAUCCGACAAGGCACACCAACGAAGAACUAUUAGAGCAUUGGCUAUCACAGGACCGUGCUUUUGUUGUUGAUGUGAACAGAAUGCCGUGGGCAGGCCAUCGUGCAGCAGAAGGAAUGGUUGCGCAUAGAAGCAAACACAAGUUGCUGGUUCAAUGGGCUAUAACGGGAAUAGCUAGUUCUGUGUUCGCUAGUAAUGUUUCGGUGUAG